AUGUUUGUUCGUCGCGUGCACACCGCGCUAGCGUUGCUCGCGUUAGCGACCGUCGCACACGCUAUGAUUGACGAUGCACUCGACGUAAUCCGUCUGGGCAAAGAAAUCGGCGAGGAAGUGCUUAACUCCUGGGAUCUUAUAGGAAAACCAUUCAAUGUGUCCGGCGGCGUCGAUCUGCCUCUCGUCAGAAGGCGCGAACGAGAAGUUUUGGCCCGAUUGGCACAGGUGACGAGAAGUAUUGAAAGACUCGAACUUAGAAUACAGAAGAUGGGGUCGAUGGCGAGGCUGCUUGCAAAAGCGGGAGGACGAGGCGCUAGAUUAGAGUUGCGGUUGCAUGAGAUGGCGGAUCUCUUGAGCCGGGUGGCAUCAGCUAACAGAAAGAUGCGAGAAUACGUGAGAUUGCAACAGGAGUUGGAGAGGGCAACACUGGAAGACUUCGCGGAGUGGUGUGUGUCGCACGACUCGGGGGCACUGCCCAGUCUUCUUGAACGUGUUCACUCUCUGAUAUCGCCUCCGCAUAAGCACUUGUUGGGAAGAAGUAUUCUGCAGCUAGUGUUGGAUGAUUUGGAGGUUGGUAUAGCCACGUUAGCAAAUAGGGACAAAUAG
Messenger RNA from Parnassius apollo (apollo), 606 nucleotides. Lineage: Eukaryota; Metazoa; Arthropoda; Insecta; Lepidoptera; Papilionidae. The record is from the annotation of a GenBank genome assembly.